Abrus precatorius (Indian licorice) is the source of this 1422-nucleotide messenger RNA. Its product is annotated as ACT domain-containing protein ACR2. NCBI's taxonomy places the organism in Eukaryota, Viridiplantae, Streptophyta, Magnoliopsida, Fabales, Fabaceae. Bases 1 to 1422 code for a protein of 473 amino acids. The transcript has 7 exons. The record is from RefSeq and is a predicted model, not a curated record.
AUGAAUAAAGUUUGUUGGCCUUACUUUGAUCCUGAGUUUGAUACUCUCCCUGAAAGAAUAUAUGGCCCACCUUGUAGAGUUUGCAUUGACAAUGAAAGCAUAGAAGGAUGCACAGUGGUGAAGGUAGAUAGCCUUAACCAGCAGGGUCUCCUUCUAGAAGUAGUGCAAAUUUUAACAGACAUGAACCUUCAAAUCUGCAAAAGCUAUAUUUCAUCUGAUGCUGGCUGGUUUAUGGACGUAUUUCAUGUGAGAGAUGAACAUGGCAACAAACUAACCGACCAGAAAGUCAUCAACUACAUCCAACAGGCCAUAGGAAGAUCAAAAGGCUGUCCACCAUCACACAAUAACAAUUCAGUGAUAACAAUGACCAACAAGACCUACUCCAAAACACUCUUUCCACUGGUUCACCACUCAAAUGAGCAACAUACAGCCAUAGAAAUGACUGGAACCGAUCGUCCAGGCUUGUUUUCUGAGAUCUCUGCUGCCUUAGCUGACCUUCAUUGCAAUAUUGUUGAAGCUCAUGCAUGGAGCCACAAUGCAAGGUUGGCAUGUGUUGCUUAUAUUUCUGAUCAAUCCACAGACUUAGCCAUUGAUGACCCUUCUCGUUUAGCUUCCAUUGAGGGCCACUUAACCACUGUGCUACGUGCCACUACCAACCCAAUUGGUAGUGGCACAAACCACCCUGAUGUUAAGACUUCAGAGCUUCUUGGAGGAGAAGGCACUAUGACCACUGUGGAACGUAGGUUGCACCAACUUAUGCUUUCAGUUAGGGACUUUGAGGCUCCCUCUUCCAAAGAGAUGAUGGGAAGGAAAAGGAUGGUGACAAUUGAAAGUUGUGAGCAAAAAAAGUAUUCAAUUGUGAGUAUUGAGUGUAAGGACCGUCCCAGGCUCAUGUUUGAUACUGUUUGCACGCUAACAGAUAUGCAAUACGUGAUUUUCCAUGCUUCCAUUAGUUCCCAUACAGGUUAUGCAUUCCAGGAGUAUUUCAUCAGGCAUGUAGAUGGAUAUGCUUUAAAUACUGCAAGCGAAAAGGAACGAGUAAUGAAAUGCUUAGAGGCAGCUAUAGAACGUCGAGUUUGUGAGGGUGUUAGGCUAGAAUUGCGUGCAGAAAAUAGAGUUGGGUUGCUCUCAGAUAUAACUAGAGUACUCCGUGAGAAUGGCCUUGCUGUUGUGCGAGCAGAUGUUGAAACACAUGGAGAAAAAUCUGUGAAUGCUUUCUAUGUGAGGGACAUAUCAGGGAAUGAGGUUGAUAUUGAAUACUUCAGCAAGUCAGUGAAGAAAGAAAUGGGUGCAAUUGUCACCGUCCAUGUCAACAAUGAUACCAGCAGAAGAAAAGCAACAACACCUGAACACUCCCCCCUCUCAUUUGGAGGCAAGCUAAGAUCUCGGAUUGAACGUCUUUCUCAUGCCUUCAUUCAAUAG